Messenger RNA from Drosophila takahashii, 1072 nucleotides. Its product is annotated as THUMP domain-containing protein 1 homolog. The record is from RefSeq and is a predicted model, not a curated record. Lineage: Eukaryota; Metazoa; Arthropoda; Insecta; Diptera; Drosophilidae. Gene Ontology annotation, biological process: tRNA modification. Gene Ontology annotation, molecular function: RNA binding.
UUGACGCCUCGUUUACGGUCUCUUUUAUUUAGCAGCCGGCAAAUAAAUAAAUAGUUUUAUUUUUAUGGAACCUGCUGUAAAGAAAUCCAAGAUGACGAACAAUCACAAGUUCAAGAACAACAAGAAGAAGUACUUCCAGUCGAAGAGGCAGGUGCUCCAACCUGGUCUACGUGGAUUCUUUGCCACGUGCAACAUAAACGAGAAAGCAUGUGUUCGCGAAUGCUACAAUCUGUUGAACCACUAUGCGGAUAUAGUUUAUGGACCGGAGAAUCCCGAGAAUGAGCAGGAGAAGAAGCCGGCGGAGGAGGGAGCAGCUAGGGAUGCUGGAAAACCCCCGUCAGGAACCACCAGUGAUGACGACGAUGACUUGGAGGCAGCGGCCGCCAAAUGCCGCGAGAAGGCAUCUCAGCGCAAGGUGCGUUUCCAGAAUGUGGACACCAACACCACCAAUUGCGUGUUCAUCCGGACCCAACUGGAGGAUCCCGUGACCCUGGGCAAGCACAUUGUCAACGACAUAGCCACCACCGGCAAAUCCAUGUCCCGAUUCGUCCUGCGCCUGGUGCCCAUCGAAGUCACCUGCCGCGCCAACAUGCCCGACAUCAUCGCAGCCGCCGGCCUGCUCUUCGACAAGCACUUCCUCAAGGAAGCCACCAGCUAUGGCAUCAUCUUCAACCAUCGCUACAAUCAGCAGAUCAAAAGGGAUGAGAUUAUCACCCAGCUGGCUGAAUUGGUAAACUCUAAGAAUGUGGGCAAUAAGGUGGACCUCAAGGAGGCCAAGAAAUCCAUCAUCGUGGAGGUCUUGAGGGGCUGGUGCCUGCUCAGCGUCAUUGACAACUAUCUGGAGUGCAAGAAGUUCAAUCUGGCGGAGCUGGCCAAUCCCAAAGAGAAGCAAUCCAGCGGUGAAGGCGAUUCCAAGACGGAAAAGUCUGUGGAGGAGGCUGCAGAGAAGAAGGAAACGAGUGAGGAAGAAGAUUCAAAGUCUAAGGAGUCGCUGGAGGAGGACAAGCCUGCAGAGGAUUCCAAUUCUAAGGAAGAAGAGAAGAAAGAGUCUUCAAAGGACUCGGCAAACUAA